CUUUAUCGGACGCGCCCUUACCGGAAGUAAGCUGUAUAUAAAUUUCAGCAAUACUUAUAGCACUGUAUACCGUUUUCUCUCCUUUUCGGGCCAAAGGUAUCUUACUCUCAGCAACCGAAGUGUAACCAUGUCGACAGAAAGGUCUUUUGCCAAAGGGAGUGCUGCACCCGGUCCGGUCCCCAAGGGCCACAUCAGACUCUACAGCAUGAGAUUCUGCCCCUUCGCCCAGAGGGCCAGAUUAGUGCUGAAUGCCAAAGGGAUCAAACAUGAGAUUAUCAACGUCAACCUCACGGACAAACCCGAGUGGUUCCUGGAGAAGAAUCCUCUUGGACUUGUCCCAGUACUGGAGACACCUGCUGGUGAGGUGAUAACAGAGUCUCCCAUCACCUGUGACUACCUGGAUGAAGUUUAUCCUGAGAAGAAGCUGCUUCCUUCCUCUCCUUUUGGUAAAGCUCAACAGAAGAUGAUGCUGGAGGAUUUUUCCAAGGUCAUACCAUACUUUUACAAGAUUCCAAUGGGCAAAAAGAAGGGCGAGGACACCUCUGGACUGGAAGCUGAACUGAAUAUGAAAUUGUCCAAGUUGGAUGAGGACCUGGUUAACAAGAAGACCAAGUUCUUUGGUGGGGAUUCCAUCACAAUGAUCGACUACAUGAUGUGGCCUUGGUUUGAGAGGCUUGAGUGCUUUGAACUGAAACAUUGCCUCGACCGCACACCUGAGCUCAAGAAGUGGACGGCGCAAAUGUUGGAAGACAUGGCUGUCAAAGCCACAAUGCACCGUCAAGACUCAAUGAAGGCCUUUCACGCAUCCUACGUGGCGGGGAAGCCCGACUACGACUAUGGCCUCUAGGGCAAAAAAGAGCCUUAAACCAUCCCUUUUUAAAAAAAUUGUAUACAUCAUAUACAUUUUCACUCUUUGAAAUGGGAAAAUAUACAUUGUUGAAAAUACUAAAUCAUAUUUGAAAUGAGGUUUAGUAAAGUGAAUGCUACAUUUUUAUGAUGCGCUUUCUCUAAUAAAAAC
Molecule: messenger RNA, 1018 nt
Organism: Pungitius pungitius (ninespine stickleback)
Lineage: Eukaryota; Metazoa; Chordata; Actinopteri; Perciformes; Gasterosteidae
Product: glutathione S-transferase omega-1-like
Exons: 6
Coding region: 128-847 (239 amino acids)
Biological process (GO): glutathione metabolic process
Cellular component (GO): cytoplasm
Molecular function (GO): glutathione transferase activity; glutathione dehydrogenase (ascorbate) activity
Source: RefSeq, a predicted model, not a curated record